UCUUGUCGCCGCGAACCAUCCAACGUCGACGCGUGGCGGAUGUCGCAGGCUCCGGGCAGGGCACUCUCGGGAGCCCACACGAUCCAAGACACUUUGAAACACCCUCCACCGUACCCCCCCUUCUCUCUCAAUCUCUCUCUCGUCGUCGUCUUCAUUUCUACGGGAGUUGAUCAAGCGACGGUCUCUCUUCUAUUUCUCCAUGAUCGAUGAAACACCGAUGUCUGAUCACAGGAAGAUCCUCUCAGAGGGCUAUUUCGUGGUCUGACCGAUAGAUUUCGCAUGUUUUCUUGGGCAAAACCUGAUCUUUGAUCCGAAAUAGGUGAGAAUACGCGCGAUUUUGGGGUAAAAGUUGGGUCUUUCGUCGUGUCCGUUUCUUUCGAUCGAUGAAGAGGUUUUGGCUGGGGCACAACGAUGUCCGAGGAAUUGUCAUGAGGCGUUAUCAUGGCUUCUUCGGUGGAUUUCCCGAGUGUUUUUGUGGCAAAAUUUGAACUUUGAUCCGAAACCUUGUUGAGAUCCGGCGUCAUAAAGGAAUACGCUGGUGUUCCUUGUUGGUUCUCCAUGGAGGAGGAGGAGGAGGUCUCGUCUCCGGUACAGUGCUGCCCGAGGGAUUUCCUGAGGCGUUUCGGGAGUGGUGGCGGAGAGGAGCUGACGGAGGCCAAGAGGGGAGAGCCCUCCGAGGUGGAGCACAGCCUCGGCCUCUCGUUGGGCGGUUGCUCCGGGAACGAGCCCAACGAUAGGUGCACGGCCUCCGUGUUCCCUCUCCGGAAGGCCCUCCCUGAGGCUGAGGCGGCGGCGGCGGUGCCUGCGGAUGCCGAGGAGCAGAGGAAGAGGAAGCGAAAGGAGCUGCAGAGCCAGAAGAGGACGAGGUCGGAGAAGAGAGACAGGAAAGGUGAUAUUUUGGACGAGGAGAUGGAGGACGGGCCGAGGCCAUCUGCGGCGGCGAAUGGCGUCGUUCCGCCGGCAUUGGCGACGAAGCCCAGAGCUGGAAUGGUCGACGGUUCCAAGUGCUUCAGGCCGGAAACGCAAGCAUCCAUCGGAUCUCAGGGGAGCGGCUGCUCCGGCGUCUCCGAGUUCAACUGCGGGGCAAAGCAAGGCAUAGAGGAAAGCAAACCCACGAAAGCAGUCAAUGCUACUGCGAUGAAUGCUGGAAGGGUGAUGGGAGACACGAAAGAGGUAGAGAGGGACAUGAUGCCAUGCGUCUCUGCUACGGGAGAUGGACCAAAUGGAACAAGGAUCGAAGGGUUCCUCUACAAGUACAGGAAAGGGGAGGAUGUAAGGAUCGUGUGCGUGUGCCAUGGCAGAUUCUUCACCCCUGCUGAGUUCGUCAAGCACGCCGGAGGUGGAGAUGUGGCGCACCCACUCAGACACAUUGUGGUCAACCCCUUCCCCUCGGCAUUCCUGUAAUGGGUUGGUCUUUUAAGACCCUUCUCGUCUUCCAUGGCCAUGGUGAGCGAGCAGAUCUUUUAUCUUCCUUCUCCCUUUUGUUAUCAAUUGAACUGCUCUCAUUUGUGAGCUUCUUCUCUCUUACCAAGGUGUAAGUUAAGAUUUCAAGCCACCAA
Messenger RNA from Musa acuminata subsp. malaccensis (wild Malaysian banana), 1559 nucleotides. RefSeq names its product ninja-family protein AFP3. Gene Ontology annotation, biological process: negative regulation of DNA-templated transcription; signal transduction. Gene Ontology annotation, cellular component: nucleus. Lineage: Eukaryota; Viridiplantae; Streptophyta; Magnoliopsida; Zingiberales; Musaceae. The record is from RefSeq and is a predicted model, not a curated record.